AUGAGAAUUGCUCAUCUGCUUUUGGGGGUUCGAUUCUUGCUUGAAAUUCACGCAUGGGAACUAUCUGAUGUGCCAGCUCCGGACCUCUUCCUUCGAAGAGGUCUAGCUAAUGUUGUUGUUAUCGGUAACUUUCUCUACAUCGAUGGUGGGGAGGUCUCUCAGCUCGACGCCGAAGGAAAGCCAUAUAUUUUCUUUGAUUACCAAAGGGGUAACUUAGUCAAUUCUACCCUUUCAAUCGAUUUGUCGGGAUCAUGGUCCCCCGCCAACGUUUCAAUCCGAAAAGUACCAAAAGAACCAUACGGCAUGGAUAGGCAAGCACUGUGGGAAAGGACAGACAGCGACUCAUUCUACAUAUGGGGAGGACACACCGCCAACACUCUCUACCUGAAGGACGAAUCGCUGUCUACUGGAUCGUGGAAGUUUCAAGCCGAUGGUAGUGGUGGUGGCCAAUGGACGAAAGAGACCCCCGUCAACCCCACAGAAUUCGCAGAGCUAGUGAGAAGUGAGGACGGAGCAUAUGCCAGUACUCCUAACGGGGGCUUUUGGUUCGGAGGCUGGGCAGGAACUCGAACGAAGGUGAACGCGACUAAUGGCGACGCGGACUUAGCUCCAGCUGGAGCUACUCCAGGUAUGGUUGUUUACGAUUGGAAUUCCAACCAGUGGUCGAAUGAGACAGCCGCUUUUAGGGCUGCCUUUCCUCCAUACGGGACAGUGAGAGGUGCAAGAGCACUGUAUGUCCCCACCUUUGGACCAAAUGGCAUAGUCGUGCUCCUCGGUGGCUUCAUGGCGACUUUGGACCCAAUAGUAAGUGGAAGCGAUAGCCUCCACCAAUGGAUGGAUAUCUCCAACAUUACAUUCAUGGACCCGGUCUCCAAGAAAUGGUAUAGCCAAUUGACUACAGGCUCUGCUCCGACCAGACGACAAUGGUUCUGCAUGGUGGGGCUCAGGAGCAGAACUACAUAUGAAAUAUUCUUGUUCGGCGGAACAGCUGGGUCCUCUAAUAGAGCAUACAGCGAUGUCUUUGUAUUGAGUCUGCCGGGUUUUGUUUGGAGACAGGUGCAAUUCGACGACGUAUCUCCACGAACCGAUCACCAUUGCGCAGUAGUAGGGAACCGGCAGAUGAUCGUCGUUGGUGGAAGGACCACAAGCAAGAGUGCGGCAAAUCUGGAAGGAUGGACUCUCCCAGACCCGUGGCCUCAAGGGCUUGGUUUGUUCGACCUGACGGAGUGGACUUGGAAGGACGAGUACAACGCCAGCGCUGAGGCUUAUCAUAGCCAUCAAGAGAUUCAACGUUGGUACCGUGAGAAGUAA
Molecule: messenger RNA, 1311 nt
Organism: Colletotrichum acutatum
Lineage: Eukaryota; Fungi; Ascomycota; Sordariomycetes; Glomerellales; Glomerellaceae
Exons: 4
Coding region: 1-1311 (436 amino acids)
Molecular function (GO): protein binding
Source: RefSeq, a predicted model, not a curated record